Molecule: messenger RNA, 570 nt
Organism: Hydractinia symbiolongicarpus
Lineage: Eukaryota; Metazoa; Cnidaria; Hydrozoa; Anthoathecata; Hydractiniidae
Product: interferon alpha-inducible protein 27-like protein 2B
Exons: 4
Coding region: 195-494 (99 amino acids)
Cellular component (GO): membrane
Source: RefSeq, a predicted model, not a curated record
AUAAAUAAACCUUGGCUGGACUUGGUUUAAAACAGAGUUGUUGGAUCGCCUUAUAAUGGGGGUGAAGAAUAGUUUGGAAAAGAUUCGUGUUGGCUUUAUAAUUUGUGUUGUUCUUUGCGUCCUUUAUUGUGAGGAAACCAUCUGAAAAUAUUGGAUAUUUGUUGGUUAACGCACACAAAGCUGCCACUGCAAAAAUGCAAUUACCAAACGUAACAAGUGUUGUUGUUGGGACAGGAGUGGGGGUUGCAGCAGUUGCUGCUACCCCUCUUGUACUUGGAGCUGUUGGAUUUACUGCAGGAGGUGUAGCGGCGGGAAGUAUUGCUGCAGCUGCACAGAGUACAUUUUAUGGAGCGGCGACCACCGGUGUAUUUUCUGUCUUGCAAAGCGUUGCAGCUGCCGGUUUGGGAACAGUUGGUGCUGCUGCUGUAGGGACAACUGCAGGAGUCGGUGCAGCAGCGGCGUGUGAUGCAUGUACAAGUGAAGAUAAAAAAUAGACUGACACAUACACGCAACUUAAUUACGAUGUAUAGUUUAGAUUGUGGUAUAGUUAUAAUAUAGUUUUAUUUUCUC